CUGUGUGUGUGUGUGUGUGUGUGUGUCUGUGCAAGCACAUAUGUAUACACAUGUGGGCGGGCACCGAGGUAGGCCAGAAGAGGGGCUUGGAUCUUCUGGAACUCGAGUUACUGAGAGUUGUGAGCCACCAGAUGUGGGUAUUAGGUAUCAGACCCAAGUCCUCUGGAAGAAUAACAAUUGCAGGUCAGGCUCCAAAGCUACAGAGAAACACUGUCUGGAAAAACAAAAAAACAAACAGCAACAACAAACAAAGCAAAACAAGAAACAAUUGUUCUUAACUCUUAAUUGAUGAGCCAUCUUCAUCCCCUGUCCUUUGCUUUUGAAUUCAGCGUCUCUCAAGUGCUCAGGACAAGGGCAUCAUGAGUCCAGUUUUGUCACCAGAGCGUAGUGUGAAUGGCCUCUAGCUCAGGUCCUGUUCUCAAAUCCUGUUUGUCUUCUGAAUUUCACAAACUGGGACACCACUGUGUAUCUAUUGGUUUUCUUGUCUAGCCUUCCCAGAAUGGCCCCUGAGCUCUGCUUAAAAGAUUCUAGGACUUUGCUAACUCACAGCUCUCAGUUCUUUCACAUUCUCCCUGUAAACUGGGUCCAAACACCUAAGAACCCAAGCAGUCAGCUUUAUCAGCCCCACACCUCAGUACCAGUUUCCUGUGGCUGUGGCAAACUCCCGACAAAAGCAACUUUGACCCCAGUCUGAGUGCACAGAUCAUCAUGGUAAGGUAAGAAACAUUAAAUAUGAAUCUUUCCACCAAAUACCAUGACGCUUGUGUUGAAGAGUCAAAUAUGACCUUUUCCACUUUGUAAAACUUUUAUGCAAAUGCUUUAGCUACCACACACGCACGCACACACAGACACACAGAGACACACACACAGUAGAACCUCUGUUUAGGCAAGGCCCUUCAUUUCCUGUGCACUGAUUCUUUCCAGGCUAGCCAUUUGCAAAAGGUUGUGAGGUUGGAUCCCAGCCAAUGGAGAAGCCACAGUCACCUGAAUUAGAAUAAAAACCAUGUGCACUUCCUGUUCCGGUACUUGUUCUUCUGCUCUGAUGAGCAGCACGCUUCUUUCCAAGACUGAAGUUUGCCUUGUCCGGACACUUCAGUUCCAAUGGUGUCUCUUUCUUUUUGCGCCCACACUUAUUCCUGACAGUGGCAGGGGUGGGAGAUUGCUCUUCACCUUGCGUCCCCAGUCAGGAAGGUCUGCUUGCCUUCUCCUCCUGUUUAUUCAGACUGGGCUGUCCCUCCUCUCCAGCCCUUACUGUAAGCCCCUACACGGGCACACCCAAAGGUAGAUUUCCAUGACUGUCCUAAAUCCAGUCAGGCUGACAACGAAGCUUAGCUGUUAGCUUUUAUCUUGUCUCCUCUGCCUGAGGGAGUCUUAGACGUGGUGUAUGCUCCUGUCCCAGAGUGGGUGCUGGUGUGUUCAUGCUUGCUUCUUUUCUUCAUUGAAGUCUGAGUGUAGUGAUCCCUCCACCUUGUCUUCACUGCUGAUAUUCUUUGCUCUGCCUGAUCUAGUGAUUCAGUUCAAUGUCUGUGGUGCUCUCUGCUGUGCUUUUAAUUUGGCAAACUGGGUUUUUCAUUUCUGACAUUUUGGGUUUUUUUCCCUCCCCAAAAUGGCAGCUUCUUUCCUGAGUUUCUCAUCUUGCUUUAUCUCCCACAUUCUGAAUUGAUUUCCUUCCUUUGCUUAUCUGCUUUUUCUGUGUUCUUCAAAGUCACUGCACGUUUCUUUUGUUAGCAGGUGGACUUUGAACCCUCCGUUCAGCCUUCAUUGAGGGUCUGACAUGGGAGGGUGCUCCACUCCCCUUCCUGUGCUACUCGUGGUUUACACGUUGUUAGUGGGAGUUCUGCUUUUAUUCGGGGACCUUUGUGAACAGCCUUCUCCUAUGGAUUUAAUUCUCAGUCACAAUGAGAGGAGAAACAGCAACAACACCAGAGCAAACAAGAAAUAAAAACACACCUAAGCCCCAUUGCGGCCAUCGCCUGUGGCACUAGUGACAGAAGAGAAAAUAGGGAGAACACGAUGCGGAGUGUGCAUGACGUUAACAUUUGUCCAGGCUAACAGUUCAGACAGUAGAUGACUAGGGCAGGGAAGCAAGCCCUGACAUCUCCGUGUCUAGGCUGUCUAGGCUGUGCUCUCUAACCCUGCUCCUCACGGACUGCCCCGCGGGAGAUGCACAGCUGUGCCAGGUACUCUGCUGGGGACUCUGAGCUUACUCCUGCUGGCCCUGAGCUACAAGGCACAUAGGUGGCCCCAGAGAUCUGGUACCCACUGACCAGUUGUCCACAUUCAUCUUCAGGUAAUGGAGUCUGCUCCCAUCCUCAGGAGGCGGAGGUGGAGCUCCAUCUACCAUACCGUCCCCUGCCAAAGCCCAGCUUUCUAAGCCUAAACCUCUUAGCAUCUGCCCCAAGCCCCUUCCCGCACCUCAGCUGCGUCCUCCCAGGGGCUGCAGCAUGUAGUCCCAGGCUGCCAUCUGCCUUGUGGUUAUUCCUUGUUUUUCAGGUCUCCAGAAUAGCUCAGUCUGAGAACAAUAGGCUGGCUCCCUUGCACACAGCCCCCGGAAAUGGGGAGUGUUGGCUUGUCACACAGGAGGAGUCACCAUCUGAUAGAUUUCCCCAGAUGGGCGGGUAGCUUUUGAGAGCUUCACUGUGCAGCCUGCUUGCCUUACCUUUUGGACUCCGCCUAAGUCUUGCUCCCCUUGCCCGUGAGCCACGGCUGAAGCCAUGUGCUACCCAUCCUGUUAGCUCCCUUGCCCUUGUUCGCACUUCUCUCUGUCCUGUCACCUCCUUUGUGAUUUGUGGUGCUUCUCAUCUUUCUCUCUUUGGAAUAGUCUGCUCUGUUGUCUGACUCUUCCUAGCAUCACUCAGAGGCAGCUUCUAAUGUACCCCACCCUGAGUCUUCCUUUCAAUCUCUCAACUGUUCUGUUUUUAUAAAGUUAUCUAGUCCCUACCAAACGCUUUUUGCCUUCACCCAACAGAGUUUGGUCAUUUUUAUUUUUAUUUCAUUCAUUUAAAAGUAUUUUCAAAUCUUACUAGUGGUUUCUUUGUAUGCAUAUGUGUUUGUGUGUGGUGCAAGGAAUUGAGCCCUGGGCAUCGUACACACCAGGCAACUGCUUCACUGUUGAGCUUCUCCUUCAACCCAUUACUCGUUCGUUCAUUCAUUCAUCCCUCCAUCAUUCAUUCGUGUUAAGGCAAGGUCUCAAUCUGGUGCCAGGGUGGGUUUGAACUUGGGGUAGUCUGCCCUUAGCCUUGCAAGGGGCUGGUGUUUCUGGCAUGAACCAGCACCCCCAGCUCUGGUGACAGCUUCUUUCUUCAGACACCUGUAUUCUAACUUGCCACAGUCUGCCUUAAUUAGUGCUAACCACUUCAUGAGAAAGACCCUUCUGCCAUAUGCUUCCAGUUUCCCAUUUGUAGUACAGCUUUCCUUUGCUUUUACAUGUCAUGAAACCAACCCAUAGUUCCUUGUUAGCGCUCUUAAAUUCUGAUUGUCCUUUAAAGAAAAUUACAAAGAAAAUAUAUAUUUAUUUACAUUUUAAUUAUUUCCAAUGCAUUUUAUUUUUCUGCAUGGAUUGAGUUUCUUCAGUCUGAAGAAAAAAAUUAAUGCCCAAUAUCUCAUAGCAUUCAUAUACCUGGAGAAGCCUUUAUUUCAGACGUAUUUGUGAGACAUGUUUUUGCUAGACAUAGAACUCUGGUUUGUGACUUUCAUGUCUGUUUUUGUAUGUGUGUGUGUUUAGGUGUGUAUGUGUGUGUGUUAGGUGUAUAUGUGUGUUUAGGUGUGUAUGUGUGUGCUGUUGGAGCACACAUGUGGUGGCCCACUCUUCAGAAGUCCAUUUUCUCCUCCUGUUGUUUGGAGGCGGGGUCUGCCUCUGUUUCUGCAGCUGAGCUGCAGACUCCACACUGACUGGCCUGUGAGCUUGCACACAGCUCCCCUGCGUCUGCUGACAGAUGCACGCCACCCUGCUCGGGUUCCUCUGUGGGUUCCAGGGACUGAACUCAGAUCAUCGGGUUCUAACAGUGAGUACUUUUACCUUCUGAGCCGUUUCUCUUGCCCUGUAUGCUUACUUAUUGGGAGUUGUUUUUGUUUGCUGACUUGUUUUGAGCUAGUCUCCAAAGUGCAGACUGGCCUUUGACCUUGCUGUAUUGCCUAGGCUGAUUUCUGGCUCAGGAUGAUCCUCCUGCCUCGACUCUUGAGUGCUAUGGUUACAGAAGUAUGCCACAAUGCCCAACUUUAAAUUUUUAGCACAUUAAAGAUUUUUGUCCCAGUUGUCUUUAGCAUUCGUGGUAUCUAAUGGCUGUUCUUAUCUUCUUCCCUCUGUGUGUGCUAUGUUUCUGCUUCUCAGGAUGCUGGCCCAGCUUCAAAGGGAAAAAGAACAAGAUCAGAUGAAGCUGUACGCUAAACUUGAAAAGCUCAAUGUCUUAGAAAAAGAGUGUUUUAGAUUGACAGCCACUCAGCAGGCUGCUGAGGAUAAGAUAAACUAUCUAGAGGAAAAACUAAAGGAAGAGGAGCAUCAGCGCAAGCUGUUUCAAGACAGAGCGUGUGAGCUUCAAACUGGACUGGAAAUCAGCAGACUUUUAAUGCCUACAGUUUCACAAUCACAGCAUUGUAAGAGAAAGAAGAAGCCACCAAAGAAAACGAAGUGUUUAAAGAGGGAGCCCCCUCAGCAAAUGGACCCGAAGUGUAGAGCACAGUCUCUGGAGAGGGUGAAGAUGAUAGGUGCCUAUGGGCUCCGUAGCCUUCAGAGACCUGCUCCAGUCACUGAGCUGCAGUGUCGCUACAAGCCUCUCAGAACAACUUCCCAGGUCAAAGCUGUAGCCCCUAACCCAGGAGAGCCCGUUCCCAUCUGUGACAGUUUGUCUGAUCUUUUGAUGGCAAUGCAAGAGGAGCUGGCCCAAAUGACUGUGGAGCACAGAGAACUAAUGAGACAAACUGGAAGCCAUUCAGUCUCUGAUGACAUCGAGCACGAGCUGGAGCAAUUAGUCAAGAAGAUGGAGAGCAAAGAAGACCAGAUUUCCAAACUCAAGAAGCAUCAAGACAGUGUCCGUAAACUGCAGCAAAAAGUUCAGAACUCAAGGAUAAAUGAACCCUCCGGUAUCCAUCAGGAAGAUGGCAACCCUAAAGGACUAAAGAACGUGAAAAAUAGCCCUAGGAAAUGUUGGGAUGAAACCAACCCUUUCCGUAAACACAGCACCUGCCAUCCAGUCCACGUCCACAAUGUGCAGGUGAAGCUGCGGAAGGACGACAUCAGGUGGGAGCAGUGAGCGCAGCGAGGCUGCCGCCCAAUGAACCUCUCCAGAGAGAGCUUGCCUGUCUACGUGGUUUUCAUUUAAUAUACUUUGGGGAACUUUUCAAUUAUGUUUCUGGCUUCUAUAAAAUGUGAAGUUGUAUAUUUUCAGAAUAAUGGCUAAUGACCUACCAAGAAUCCCAGAAGAAUAAAUGGCUAACUUUUGUUGUUGCUAUUAACCAGAGGGCCCGCCCUCCUCACCCUGCAGAGGUUGUCACCUGCAGCUCCCUUGAGUAAACCUAAGAAGGGUAAGGAACGGAGUCUCACUAGUCUAUGGGCCCUCACUAGUGGGGCCGCACCUGAGCUCCGGGGGCCAGUCCACAGUUCCCUUAGGUAGGCUGUGACCUGCAGAGCAACACGGAGUGGACAGACUCCUUUAACUUCCCUGCCAUGGCCACCUUACCUUGAUUUAGAUCUCAGCAGUGUUCCUGUUUGUUUGGUUUGGAAAGGGAAAGCACAAUAAUUCUGCAGUUUUUGAAAAUACCUUUAGCUCAGCUUUCCUGUGACAGUGCAGAAAGGGUUGCAUAGUUAAUUUUCAACGACGUGCAUUCAGCCUUCUUCCUCUGCCGUCCCAUGCUCUUUCCAAGCUGCUGCUUCUGAUUUCCUUUCACUCUUUCCUAACGGUUUCUGGUUUCUCGUUUGCUUUGUACGUGGUUCUCAUCAGUACAUGCCAAUGUGGAUGUCUGGGACCCAAGAGGAUAAUGGGGUUUUCUAAGAACUUGGGCAUUUCAUUUUCUUUAUGCACAAGAGAAAGUGAAUUGGGUGAAUGUGGUGUCUCUUUUUAUACUUUAGAAUCAGUGCUGUCGCAAUGGAUUUCUUUGUUGUAUACAUGUUUUAUAAUAAAUUUACACU
Chionomys nivalis (European snow vole) is the source of this 6124-nucleotide messenger RNA. RefSeq names its product centrosomal protein 57 like 1 (gene Cep57l1). Gene Ontology annotation, molecular function: microtubule binding; identical protein binding; gamma-tubulin binding. Gene Ontology annotation, cellular component: centrosome. The transcript has 8 exons. The record is from RefSeq and is a predicted model, not a curated record. The coding region runs from base 4314 to 5249 and encodes 311 amino acids. Lineage: Eukaryota; Metazoa; Chordata; Mammalia; Rodentia; Cricetidae.